Hippocampus zosterae (dwarf seahorse) is the source of this 1239-nucleotide messenger RNA. RefSeq names its product transcription factor 21 (gene tcf21). The transcript has 2 exons. The record is from RefSeq and is a predicted model, not a curated record. The coding region runs from base 367 to 897 and encodes 176 amino acids. Lineage: Eukaryota; Metazoa; Chordata; Actinopteri; Syngnathiformes; Syngnathidae. Gene Ontology annotation, biological process: developmental process; regulation of transcription by RNA polymerase II. Gene Ontology annotation, molecular function: DNA-binding transcription factor activity, RNA polymerase II-specific; protein dimerization activity; RNA polymerase II transcription regulatory region sequence-specific DNA binding.
AGUAUCUCGGACUUUUCUUGAGUAUUCCCAACCGGCGCCACAAAUUUCACGUCGCGGUCCACUUCCGCCAGGCGCAGGGGGCCGGAGGGUCGCGGCGCGAGGUCCGAUCCGACUUCCAGAUAUCAGGCGCUUUUUUUUUUUUGAGCGCGUCCAAUAAAAAGCGCAAGAUGUGGGAGGUCCGCGCGCGUCCCGGUCUCCUCCCAUCCGCGCGGGCCGCCGCCCUCGCUGCCGGCGGAGAUAAAACAAAGAGGGCGGGCGACGCUCUCCGCCACUCAUGAGCACACCCAGGCAGCCCCCGGGAGGCCACGUUCCGAAGCCGGCCUGCGCACACCGCCCGCACCAGCGCCAGCGCCAGCGCUCCCCGCCAUGUCCGCGGGCUCCCCGAGCGAGGCGGACGACGAGCCGCUGCUGGAUGGCAUCCUCAAGUUGGCCUCGGCGGAGAGCGCCGAGGAGAGCUCCAAUGGCGAGGGGCGGGCCGCCCCGCGCCUGACACCCGCCAAGCGGCGCAGGACGGCGUCGCGCAAGGCCGCUGCCCGCCAGGCCUGCGCCGGGGAGGAGGAGGGCGACGGAGCCCCGCGGGAGGGCAAACAGGUGCAGAGGAAUGCGGCCAACGCGCGGGAGAGGGCCCGCAUGCGCGUGCUGUCCAAGGCCUUCUCCAGACUCAAGACGUCCCUGCCGUGGGUGCCGGCCGACACCAAGCUGUCCAAGCUGGACACUCUGCGCCUGGCGUCCAGUUACAUCGCGCACCUCAGGCAGGUGCUGGCCAACGACAAGUACGACAGCGGCUACAUCCACCCCGUCAACCUGACGUGGCCCUUCCUGGGCGCGGGCAAGCCCGACAACGAGCUGAAGGAAAUGCUGAGCUCGACGCGCUUAUGCGGCACCACCGCGUCGUGACCAAACAGCCGAGCCGCAUUUUGGAUCCGGCCCCCUUUGACUUUCUUUCGCCGCCUUUGGGACCGGUCGAGCCCUCGCGCGUCUCAUCGCCGCAGACUUUGGAGUGGGAAUAACGGCUGGCGGGGGAGGGACGUCACCCUCCUCCCGCUCCUCCUUUCGUUCCCGUAAAAAAACAAACAACUAUUUAAAUGCGUUGGCUUUUGUUUGUUGAAGUCACCCUUUUGUUGUCUUUGCUGGCCCAAAGACAAUCGGCCUCCUCUUUGUCAAAGCUAUUCUGCCAAACUUGUUUUUAUGUCUCGUCAAGUCAGAUGCUCGAAAUAUACGUCAUCUAUUUGUAUCAUU